GGUAGCAUCUUAACCUUAUACGUUGUUAAGCAUAAGUGCAACAACUGUUGGGUAGAGACAACGCAGAGACGCAGACGGUCUUCCAUGCUAUAAUCGUAGAUAUUAAAGCAUUUCACAAACUUAUUAGGUAUAAUGGUAUGAGGCCGUCUGCCUAGUUAGUGCACUACGUAGCGUCAAGGCGCGACUGGACAUGGACACUGGGCGUUUGCACUGCUUCCUAGUCGCCACUAGGGCAGGCGACGUGAUCUAUGAACGGUUCUUCGACCGAUUCACGGAGCUCGAGAAGGCCGAGAUCCGAGCAGCAUUUAGCGCGGCGUCAAGCAAUGUGCGAAUAAACCUAGAGGAGCAAGACUUCAUUGCUCCGUACAAGCUGGCGCGGUUCGCCUUCAUCCCGGUAACCGACACGGUGUUCUACUUGAUGGGAUCCGGCGAGUACGAUGAAGUAGGACUGGUGGAGGUGCUGCGUGUGAUUAUCCAGGUACUCAAAGACAUCCUGGGGAAAGCACCCUCCUCGGGGCUGCUGCUGGAGAAGUACGCUAAGCUGGCGCUGGUAGUGGAUGAGGUAAUAAACGAGGGUUUGCUCGAGGCGGUCGACAAGGAGGCCAUUAAGAAGGGCCUUAAGGGCAAGGCGGCAUGGGAAUGAGCUCUGAUGGCAGCUCAGCAGUCUUGCACGAAUGCUGGCAGGCUACCCGGAC
Astrephomene gubernaculifera is the source of this 695-nucleotide messenger RNA. The record is from the annotation of a GenBank genome assembly. Lineage: Eukaryota; Viridiplantae; Chlorophyta; Chlorophyceae; Chlamydomonadales; Astrephomenaceae.